Molecule: messenger RNA, 276 nt
Organism: Fusarium poae
Lineage: Eukaryota; Fungi; Ascomycota; Sordariomycetes; Hypocreales; Nectriaceae
Exons: 2
Coding region: 1-276 (91 amino acids)
Source: RefSeq, a predicted model, not a curated record
AUGUUAUCUAGUAGACUACCAGAGGAGCAAUCUUUGUUGCGAAUAGACACAACAAAAAGAGCCCGGUUCUCAGCUCGCCUGCAAAGAUUAUCCAGACUGUCAGAGUCUAGACAAUGCCGAACAACGCCAAGACUGAGUGGCUGCAGAGUGGAUAUCUUGGUGGAUAUGUUCACGUCAUUGUCGAGAGGAAGCUACCACACCCUGAGCUUCGUUCAGCCCGAGCUUCUGAACCUUUUUAUCUUUACAAGACAGUGUUAUUUGCCAUUGAAGAAUUAG